CAGCUCGAAACGUCCUGCCUUUAAGUGUUUCAAUAAUUUUUAGCCUUGUUUACCCGUAUUUUAAUUAAUUCUCCUUCUUUAUUCGUAUAAUCGGGCUAUGUUUUUGUGCUUUAUCGGUGGAAAUAAACAAAUCAGAGUUCAUCAGUAUACUGAGUAGAUAACAUUAUUGAAAAAAUUUGCAGAUUAUAAUAUAUCAUAUUUUUGAAGUUUAAAGCCUUAGAAACCGAAAAUUAAAGCAAAAUCCUGCCAAAAUGAGACUUUUGGUUCCUAGUUUUGAAUUCCCGCCAGGCCCCCAUGAGAGCAGUUAAUUGCUACCAACUGUUGUAAGAAUAUUGGAACAGAAUACUUAGCAUAACAGUACUUGAUAAAAUCUUAUUUGAUCAAAAACCAUUAUUACACAUUACUAUUUAUACUUUUUUCAAGCUUUAUAAUCAGAUUCAAUAGGAAAUUUCUCUCGAUCUGGUCAAGUUCUUUCACUACUGGUAGUGCCAUCAAUUUUCUAAAGUUGCCUAACCUGUAGCAAAAAUUACUCACGCUUCUGACGUUCUGAAGCAUUGGCUGAUGGUCAACAUUUUCUGAUGUUCCAGUGUGUAGGCUAGUUUCACUUUUAUUUUCGUAACUUCUCUCAAGCUGGGAAUCGCUGAACUCUUUUGCACCGUCCUUUUAUUUCUCUAAUUUUACGUGUUUAGUGAUAAAAUGGCUUCGAGUGAUACAUCCCAGGACGACUCCAUGUACCCGAUCGCUGUAUUAAUAGACGAACUCAAAAAUGAGGACGUUCAGUUGCGGUUGAACUCCAUCAAGAAGCUCUCAACAAUUGCUCUUGCUCUGGGUGUUGAAAGGACGAGAAGUGAGCUUCUGCCUUUUCUGACUGAAACCCUUUUCGAUGAAGAUGAAGUGCUGUUGGCAUUUGCAGAACAAUUUGGACAUUUAACAAAUCUAGUUGGAGGUCCUGAAUAUGUCCACUGCUUAUUGCCACCUUUGGAGUCUCUCGCCACAAUGGAGGAGACAGUUGUUAGAGACAAGGCAGUUGAGUCUUUGAGGCUGAUUUCCGCACAACACAGUACUGAGGAUCUUGAGGAAUAUUUUGUGCCACUGGUCAAACGUCUAGCAACUGGGGACUGGUUCACAUCCCGUACCUCUGCUGUCGGCCUUUUCAGCGUCUGCUAUCCUCGUGUCAGUCCAGCUGUCAAAGAGGAGCUGAGAGCAUACUUCAGAAAUCUUUGUCAAGAUGAUACUCCAAUGGUGCGUCGAGCUGCUGCCAGCAAACUUGAUGAAUUUGCUAAAGUUGUGGAAAUUCAGUAUCUUAUAUCAGAUUUAAUCCCUAUGUUUGUAAAUCUAGCACAAGAUGAACAGGAUUCAGUACGACUGUUAGCUGUGGAGGCAUGUGUGAGCAUUGCUUCCCUUCUGCAGCAAGAAGAUGUUGAACAGUUGGUCAUGCCAACUCUCCGUCAAUGCACUAAUGACACAUCCUGGAGAGUACGCUACAUGGUUGCAGACAAGUUUGUUGAGCUUCAGAAAGCUGUCGGGCCGGAAAUCACAAAACAAGACUUGGUACCCACUUUCCAAGCUUUGCUGAAAGAUACUGAGGCAGAAGUCAGAGCCGCUGCUGCCAAUAAAGUGAAGGACUUCUGUCAGAACUUAGAUGCAUGGAAUCUAGAAUCCCUGAUCAUGACUAACAUUCUGCCCUGUGUCAAGGAGUUAGUUGCUGAUCCAAACCAACAUGUCAAAUCUGCACUGGCAUCUGUCAUCAUGGGGCUCUCCCCUAUCCUUGGAAAACAAAAUACAAUUGAGCAUCUAUUGCCCCUGUUUCUCAACCAACUUAAAGAUGAAUGUCCGGAAGUGCGACUCAACAUUAUUUCUAACUUGGAUUGUGUGAAUGAAGUCAUCGGUAUUCAGCAGCUAUCACAGUCGUUGCUCCCAGCCAUUGUACAGCUAGCAGAAGAUUCUAAAUGGAGAGUGCGUUUGGCAAUCAUAGAAUAUAUGCCGCUGUUGGCUGGCCAACUUGGUGUGGAAUUCUUCAAUGAACAACUUAACUCCUUAUGCAUGAAGUGGCUUGUUGAUCAUGUGUACGCUAUUCGGGAAGCAGCAACAUUAAAUUUAAAGAAAUUAGUUGAAAAAUUUGGUGCUGAAUGGGCGCAAUCUACAGUAAUUCCUAAAGUAUUAGCCAUGUCACGGGAUACUAAUUACCUCCACCGAAUGACAUGUUUAUUUAGUCUAAAUGUAUUAGCAGAAGCCUGUGGCCCAGAAAUAACAACAAGACUCAUGCUACCAACUGUUUUAGGAAUGGCCAAUGACAGUGUUGCCAAUGUACGAUUCAAUGUUGCAAAAACAUUGCAGAAAAUUGGACCAAUCCUUGAUCCAGGAGUCAUCCAAAGUCAAGUUAAACCUGUUUUGGACACACUAAACACUGACACUGAUGUAGAUGUCAAAUACUAUGCCUCCGAAGCAAUUGUCAGCAUUGCCGCAUAAUUGACUCAUCUACAAAAUCCCAUUUUGUGGCCCAGCAAGAAGGAAGAUGUUUGGAAAAUCACACAAACUGAUGGAUAAUAAUUUUAACGACUUUACCGCUUUGGAAUUUGUUAGCGCUAAGCUUUGGUGGAACUGUUUCAAAUCUUUCUAAUUUUAUCAUUUUUAUCUAAAUGUUUGUCUUGUUUUUAUUUAAUUUUUUUUAUUUUUUAUUUAUUUUUUUUCAACGUAUUAAUUUCUAUUUAUUUAUCCUCGCGCCCCAACCGUGUCAGGAAUUGUAAAAUAAAUUAAUUAAAUUUAGCUCUGUAAUAUAUUUGCUCUUAAACUGUAUUAUUUGUAGAAUGUUCUCUAACUGGGACUAAUCUGGUACCCAUAUGAAUUUCAAUUAAAGAUUAUUUUAAGUAACAUUGGUGAAACCUUAUAAACACUUAAAAUUUAAUUGUUUUCCCGGUCAGCUAUUUUUGACAGCCUUGUGACAAAUCUUCAUGAUAGUAAUGGUGAUUUUUGUCUUGCACAAUGAGGGAAUAAAUGAUCGCAAGUUAUCUUUCAUGCCCUUGUUAGCCUCUAUAUCUCUAGAAUAAGGAUCAUGGAGAGUUAAUUUUAGAUGAGUCAUAACCACACUUGUGAAAAUUUUUAUAUGAUUGUUAUGGAAUGCCGGUGAAACUUCCUAGGUUCAAAUCACUUUUUAUCCCCUCUCUGGACAGAAUACUUGUUUUUUAAGUUAGUCUUUUUUUAUAUAGAAAAAAAAAUGAACCUGAAAAUCCCUAAACUUCUUAAAUACUCAGGCCACUGUCAAAAACCAAUUGGAACUGAUUGAGAAUGGUUUAUUUUCCUUUUAUUUUCUUUAUUCAUUACCAUUUUUUCUUCUAAUAGAUACAUAUUGCUCCAAUUGAUUUAUCAAUGGAUUCUUUGCAGACAAUUUUUUGACAUUUAGGUCUCAGUUAGUUCUCUGAAGGACAGAAGCGCCUUUAAAUAGAGAAAAAAAGAUUGGCCAGAGGCUGAUUCUUCUGUCCAUAAUUUACUUUCUGUCUAGGGUUUAAAUUGUUCAUGUACUUCUGGUUCCUCCUAGACAGUGAUCAGCAGUCAAACUUGGACAGGAAUAGAGCGUAUCCAUUAAAGUGACAAAUGUUUUUCAAUCCUAUUUGAUACUAUCCAUAAAUACCAAUUUCAGUCAUAUCAUUUGCAUUAAUGGGAAUUUUGAAUCCCUUGUACAUUGUACAUCACUUAAUUACUUUACCUCAUGUCCUCAAUGCGAAAGAGUUAUGGUUUCCUUGAUAAUAAGUUUCAAAUUCUUCCCGAAUGAAAUUAAGUUGGUCCACAAGUAACACGCGAGCUCAGUCCAGCUGAUGUUUUAGAUCAUUUGCGGAAUGAAUGUAUUGUUUUAACGAGAAUAAAUGGAAACUGAACUGUAUGAUGUAUGUUAACUGUUUUUCUAAGUUAAGAGUAAUAAUUGACUGUGCUAUCAGUUUCCUUUUUAUAUGACUGCUUUUUACGUUUUUACAUACCACAAAAAAAGUUAAAAUAAGAAUGAAUUAAGUUUAUUAAGAAAAAGUCACAAGCCAUAAAUCAUUUUUGAAAAGUUUUUAUAUUAGCUCAUCAAUUCAUGAAGAGUCGGGUAAAUGAGGUCAUGUUAUCUAAAUUCAAAUGAAAACCUCCUAUUUCAACCUUUGACACCAAGGAAAUCCUUUCAAUUAUGGCAUAUACUUACAGUCGCUGUUAGAGUCGAACAUGUUAGAAUGAGACUUUUCAUCAUGUUUGUUUCUCUUUCAGGAUUAAAAUAAUCUACACAGGGGAACAAAGUAAAUUGGAAAAUGGAUUUUAAUAAUCCUGGAAGUAAGAGUCAGUAAUUUUCAUUAAACUACUAUGUAAGGCAUUUUCUUCUCACAAUUUUUUUCAUAAAUUGUAGGAUUAUUGAAUAACUUUAAACUGAAACUAUGAUCUGUUUCUUAAUUCUAUCCUUGUUUUUCUCCAAUGCUAUCUUAGUUAUUUGACUCUGGAAAAUACAUUGAAGAUUAAAGUGUGCUUGUUGAAGAUUUUUCAGUCAGUGUCAGGAAGAGUUUAGUUUUAACUUUGUCUACAUGUUCAUAUACAUAUGCAUAUAUCAAUCAAAUAAAAAUUAAAUUCUGCUA
Molecule: messenger RNA, 4595 nt
Organism: Bemisia tabaci
Lineage: Eukaryota; Metazoa; Arthropoda; Insecta; Hemiptera; Aleyrodidae
Gene: Pp2A-29B
Product: Protein phosphatase PP2A regulatory subunit A
Biological process (GO): protein dephosphorylation
Cellular component (GO): cytosol; protein phosphatase type 2A complex; nucleus
Molecular function (GO): protein phosphatase regulator activity; protein binding
Source: RefSeq, a predicted model, not a curated record